AUGGCCAUAGCUUCCAUCUUCCCAUUCCCUAUUUAUGGGAUAUCAAAUGAGCGCGUUAAACUCAUCCCAUUCGACCCCGAAAGACAUGGUGACACAUUCUUCAAUCUAUCCUCGCCGUAUCCCGAAAUAUAUUCACACAUGCCCAUAGGACCAUGGGACUCGGCAACCGAGUUCAAAAAAGAGUUCACCGACGGUCCAUCCAACAGCAUCAUCUCAUUCUCCAAUCCCGAGUCAUUCGCUUUCACUAUUAUAGACAAGACACGAGACCCAUCACCAGAAGAUCCGGAAGGUGAACUCGCCGGCACCGUGAGUUUCAUCCGGACAUCACCGAUACACCUAUGCACGGAGGUCGGAUUCGUCGUUAUCCUACCGCCAUACCAGCGUACACACGUGGCUAAGAGUGCUGUCGGGUUAGUGCUACGGCUUGCACUGGAGCCCCCAGAACGAGGUGGUAUUGGAUUGCGCCGGGUCGAUUGGCGGGCUAGUACGACUAACCUGGCCAGCUCCAAGCUUGCGGAGAAGAUGGGAUUUGAGCGUGUUGGGGUUGUUCCCUGGCAUAUACGCUUUGUCAAGGGCAAGCUUAGGGGUAAAAUCGGGAAUGGGAGGGAGUUGCCUCCUGGCUGUGAUCCGGAAGACGUGUGGAGGGAUACGGUGAAUUACUGUCUUGCGUGGGAUCGGUGGGAGAGUGGAGUGAGAGAGACUGUACAGAGUGUAAUCGAUUGA
This is a messenger RNA of Penicillium cinerascens, 723 nucleotides long. RefSeq names its product GNAT family N-acetyltransferase. Bases 1 to 723 code for a protein of 240 amino acids. Gene Ontology annotation, molecular function: protein N-terminal-serine acetyltransferase activity; protein-N-terminal-alanine acetyltransferase activity. NCBI's taxonomy places the organism in Eukaryota, Fungi, Ascomycota, Eurotiomycetes, Eurotiales, Aspergillaceae. The transcript has a single exon. The record is from RefSeq and is a predicted model, not a curated record.